AUGACUAUGAGGUCGGGAUUUGGGGACAGGACUUCUGUUCCCAGUUUUCUUUUUUCUGGCUUUCUGGACGUAGUCAUUCUGUGUACAGUACUCAUUGGCGACAGAGAGGAGACAGAGGACACAGCUGAGGGAAGUCGACACCAUGUUUCCCGUACUUGGUCUAUUAUCGAAGGUCUGCGCCUUGAUAUCCUUCAUCCUCACUAUGCUGUGCCUGUUCGCGGGCUCGCAGAAGAAUUUCCUUCAGGAUGCCAGCGUUAUGACAAAAUUGCUCAAUCUAAGCUCAAUACCUCCGCGUCACAACCCACGGCGGCAAUCAAGGCUGCGAAAAGCAGUUCAGCCAGCGACUUGGGCUUACGGGACAUGUAUUCCGUAUACGUGCUGGCGUACUGCGAAGGGUACUUUGUCGACAACCAUCGCAACGUGACGAGCUGCUCCGAUCGUUCGGCCGUCUUCGCGUUCAACCCGGCCAAUGUGCUCUCGAACGAACUCAAAGCGGGUUUCAAUGUUUCCGACAUCAACUGGCCCGAUACGAUUACCGACGACUUUUCGGUCAUGGAGACCACCACCAAGGCCAUGUCGGUCCUAUACAUAAUGGGGGCAGGCGCGACAGGAAUCACGCUCCUCAUGGAGAUCUUACGAACGUCAGCUGGGGGGGAGACCAUCUAUGAUGGCACACCUCUUCUUCACGGUCCUCAGCUUUGUCUGCCUCGGAGUCUCCUCCUCGGUGGCGUCCGUGAUCGCCGUCCAAUUCGUCGACCUGAUUAA
Rasamsonia emersonii CBS 393.64 is the source of this 765-nucleotide messenger RNA. RefSeq lists its product as uncharacterized. The coding region runs from base 1 to 765 and encodes 254 amino acids. The record is from RefSeq and is a predicted model, not a curated record. Gene Ontology annotation, cellular component: cell cortex of cell tip; plasma membrane. Gene Ontology annotation, biological process: fungal-type cell wall organization. NCBI's taxonomy places the organism in Eukaryota, Fungi, Ascomycota, Eurotiomycetes, Eurotiales, Trichocomaceae. The transcript has 4 exons.